AUGAUUCUACAUGUGGUGAUGUUCUUGCUCUGCCUGUCCCAAAAGGCCUUGGCGGAGGUCUCAUCUACAGAGGAUGGCUACAAUGUGAUCUCAGAGGAACAUACCAGGACACGCAGAGGACUAUCCAUAGACACCCUGACAAAGAACAUUACUACUGUGGUGGAGGACAAAAGCAAGUAUUACAUCUGGCGUUGCUUGGGUCCCGAGGAUCCGAGAGCACAUGAGCUGUGGGUGGAUAUGAGUGAUCUCGGGAACGGCCAGGUCCGAGUGCAUGGCAUUUUGUCCAAUUCCUACCAGCAGGCUGCUAAAGUGGCCCUAUCAUUCAACUUCCCCUUUUAUGGACAUUACCUAAGGCAGGUUACCAUUGCCACGGGGGGUUUUAUCUUCACCAGCGAUCUCAUCCACCGCUUGCUGACUUCCACACAGUACAUCGCCCCACUAAUGGCUAAUUUUGACCCAAGCCACUCCAAAGAGUCUUCAGUGCAGUUCAUGGAUAACGGCGAGGUGUUUGUGGUCCAGUGGGAGCGGGUCCGACUAUUCGGCAAUGAGUCAGCAGGGACCUUUACCUUCCAGGCUGCACUUUACAAGACAGGAACCAUCACUUUCAGUUACAAAGACGUCCCACUCUAUCCCGGUGACAUUGGCUCAGCUCAACACCCCGUGAAAGUUGGCCUCUCGGAUGCCUUUGCAGCCACUUCAUUUUCCCAUUCAGGUAUCAAGAGGCACACAUUAUAUGAAUACCACCGGAUUGAAAUUGACUUUGUUGAUAUCAAAAGCUCCUCGGCGGUGGAGUUCACACCAUUGCCUACCUGCCUGCAACAUGACAGUUGCGAGAGCUGCAUCUCGUCCAAUCAGACUUCCGACUGCAGUUGGUGUAACGUACUCCAGAGGUGUUCGGAUGGCAUGGAUCGACACAGGCAGGAAUGGUUGGACUUUGGCUGUGCAGGAGAGAACAAAGGGACAAAUUGUGAUGACUACCGUGAGGAUGACAGUCCUUUCACAACGGAAAUGUAUAAUGUGACUUCAUCUGUGUCACAAAAUGACUGCAAUGGUGACGAUGCAGAGCAGAACAUUCCUAGAAGUAAUGUUAAUCGGACUAACACGGCAGUCUUGGCGGGUGUCACGUCUGCUCUGGUCUUAGUCCUGGCUCUGUUUCUUGUGGCUCUGUACAUCAACUGCCACCACACUUCCGCAUCACCGCUUUACUUCAUCCAGCGACACAAGAGCUACUGGCCCUCCUUAAAGUUCCACAAGCAACAGCAACAGCAGCAGUCUGGCUACACAGAAUUUGGAGAACAGCAGGGGGAGCAGCGUGGUUGA
Molecule: messenger RNA, 1320 nt
Organism: Nerophis lumbriciformis (worm pipefish)
Lineage: Eukaryota; Metazoa; Chordata; Actinopteri; Syngnathiformes; Syngnathidae
Source: RefSeq, a predicted model, not a curated record